AUGGCUGAAGGCGCGCCCAAGGCCCCUGUGGUCGCAGAGGCCCAUGAGGUCGACACCUUUCAUCCCCCCCAGAAGAUGCUUGACAAGCAUCCCAGCAAACCUCACCUGUCUGGCCUGGAGGAUUAUCAGCAACUCUACAAGCAGUCAAUUACGGAGCCAGACAAGUUCUGGGGCACCAAAGCCAGGGAGCUCCUGACCUGGUCCAAAGACUUCCAGACUGUGCACACCGGAAGCCUCGAGAACGGCGACAAUGCCUGGUUCCUCGAGGGCGAGCUGAACGCCUCUUACAAUUGUGUGGAUCGCCAUGCAGCUAAGGACCCCGACCGCGUCGCCAUUAUUUACGAGGCCGACGAGCCGAGCGAAGGCCGGAACCUCACCUACUCCGAGCUGCUCCGAGAGGUAUGCAGAACAGCCUGGGUGCUGAAGCAGAUGGGCGUGAAGAAGGGCGACACGGUUGCCGUCUACCUGCCAAUGAUUCCAGAGGCUCUCAUUGCUCUGCUGGCCAUCACUCGUAUUGGAGCCGUCCACUCCGUUGUGUUCGCCGGUUUCUCCUCAGAUUCCCUUCGCGACCGUGUCAUAGAUGCCCAGUCCAAGGUUGUCAUCACCACCGACGAGGGCAAGCGUGGUGGCAAGCUCAUUGGCACCAAGAAGAUUGUGGACGACGCUCUGAAGCAGUGCCCAGACGUCAGCCAUGUGCUUGUGUACAAGCGCACAGGAGCCGAUGUGCCAUUCACCCAGGGGCGGGAUUGGUGGUGGCACGAGGAGGUUGAGAAGUGGCCUGCGUACAUUGCCCCUGAGCCUAUGAACUCGGAGGACCCACUCUUCCUCCUGUACACUUCUGGGUCGACCGGCAAGCCCAAGGGCGUUCUGCACACCACGGGUGGCUACCUCCUAGGUGCCGCCAUGACAGGAAAAUAUGUGUUCGAUAUCCACGACGGAGAUCGCUACUUCUGUGGCGGAGAUGUCGGCUGGAUCACAGGACAUACCUACGUCGUUUAUGCGCCUCUCUUACUCGGAGUCUCAACAGUCGUCUUCGAGGGCACACCAGCGUACCCCAACUUCUCAAGAUACUGGGAGAUUAUCGAUAAGCACCAGGUGACACAAUUCUAUGUCGCGCCUACCGCGCUACGGUUGCUCAAGCGUGCUGGCGACCAUUUCGUGAAGAGCAGCAUGUCCCACCUCAGGGUUCUCGGCUCAGUCGGCGAGCCUAUUGCCGCCGAGGUAUGGAAGUGGUACUUUGAAGUUGUCGGAAAGGAGGAGGCACAGAUCGUCGACACUUAUUGGCAGACCGAGACGGGGUCCAACGUCAUCACCCCUCUUGCAGGUGUUACGCCUACUAAGCCUGGCUCUGCGUCUCUCCCAUUCUUCGGUAUUGAGCCUGCCAUUAUCGACCCUGUAUCUGGCGAGGAGAUCCACGGCAAUGACGUUGAGGGAGUUCUGGCAUUUAAGCAGGCAUGGCCUAGCAUGGCCCGUACAGUAUAUGGCGCGCAUAAGCGUUAUAUGGAUACAUACCUGAAUGUUUACAAGGGCUACUAUUUCACUGGUGAUGGUGCCGGCCGAGACCACGAGGGUUUCUACUGGAUCCGUGGUCGUGUUGAUGAUGUUGUAAACGUCUCUGGCCACCGUCUGUCAACCGCCGAGAUCGAAGCCGCACUGAUCGAGCACCACUCAAUCGCCGAGGCUGCCGUCGUGGGUAUCAACGACGAGCUGACUGGCCAGGCAGUGAAUGCGUUCGUGGCCAUCAAGGACGGUACCGAGGCGAGCGAUGCCCUCCGCAAAGAGUUCAUUCUGCAGGUGCGUAAGAGCAUCGGGCCGUUUGCGGCACCCAAGGCGGUCUACAUCGUGCCGGACCUGCCGAAGACGCGGUCGGGCAAGAUCAUGCGGCGUAUCCUGAGGAAGAUCCUGGCGGGCGAGGAGGACCAACUGGGAGAUAUCUCGACCCUCUCAGAUCCGACAGUGGUGGAGAAGAUUAUCACUAUAGUCCACAGCGACCGGAAGAAGUGA
Diaporthe amygdali is the source of this 2004-nucleotide messenger RNA. Its product is annotated as cetyl-coenzyme a synthetase. The coding region runs from base 1 to 2004 and encodes 667 amino acids. Gene Ontology annotation, molecular function: acetyl-CoA synthetase activity; AMP binding. Gene Ontology annotation, cellular component: cytosol. Lineage: Eukaryota; Fungi; Ascomycota; Sordariomycetes; Diaporthales; Diaporthaceae. The transcript is spliced from 6 exons. The record is from RefSeq and is a predicted model, not a curated record.